CCCCCGGGACAGCCAAGGCCACCGAGCCUAGGACUGCACGUGCAGCUCCCCCCUCACCGCACAGAUCCUGCAGGGGGCACCAGCCGGGGGAGGUGGAGCUCCUCCCUCCCCGAGCUGCGCCCCCACCAAAGAGUAUAGUCGGCAGUGCCUGGGACGCCCCCUCCCUGCAAAGUGUCCCCGAAUUGCCCUAUCUGACCCCCCACCCGAAGCCUCAGCAGAGACAGCUGGGACCCAGGGGCACCCUGAGUUGGAUGUGACCAAGCCCAGCUUGGGGCCAAGUCGUUGUCGACUGUUGCCCCCUCGGCCCUCUCCCACCCUCGCCUCGGCCAUGGCUCCAGGGAUGUCGGGCCGCCGCGGCGCCGCCCUGCUUUGCUUCUCGGCGCUGCUCGCCUACGCCUCCAGCCGCUCCCACCCCGCCAGCCCCAGCCCACCAGGGCCACAGGCCAGCCCAGUGCUACCUGUCAGCUACCGCCUGUCACACACGAGACUGGCCUUCUUCCUGCGGGAGGUCAGGCCCCUGCCACCCACGGUAGCCAACGGCUCCCUGCAGCGCUCUGAGCCCUUCGUGGUGUUCCAGACCAAGGAGCUCCCGGUGCUCAACGUGUCCCUGGGACCCUUCAGCACCAGCCAGGUGGUGGCACGGGAGCUCCUGCAGCCGUCCAGCACCCUGGACAUCCCCGAGCGCCUGACGGUCAACUGGAAGGUGCGCGCCUUCAUCGUGCGCGCCCGCGUGCCCUCCUCGCAGCCCGUGGCCCAGGUGCUGUUCUACGUGGCCGGCAGGGACUGGGACGACUUCGGUGUCACCGAGCGAUUGCCCUGUGUCCGCCUGCACGCCUUCCGGGAUGCCCGGGAACACCCCUUGCUACGCAUCGGGAGCAUCAGCCUGUUCCGCCCGCCCCCCAGGAGGACCCUGCAGGAGCACCGGCUGGACAGCAACCUGAUGAUCCGUCUGCCCGACCGGCCCCUCAAACCCGGGGAGGUGCUCAGCAUCUUCCUCUACCUGGCCCCCAACUCCUCCUCUCCCUCCAGCCCCAGCGUGGAGCAUUUCACACUGAGGGUGAAGGCCAAGAAGGGGGUGACCCUUCUUGGCACCAAGUCACGGAGUGGCCAGUGGCACGUGACCUCAGAGCUGCUGACUGGGGCAAAGCACUCCACAGCCACUGUGGAUGUGGCCUGGGCUCCGGGCACACCUCUGCCUCCCAGGGAGGGCCAGGGACCCCUGGAGAUCCUGCAGCUGGACUUUGAGAUGGAGAACUUCACCAGCCAGUCGGUCAAGCGGAGGAUCAUGUGGCACAUCGACUACCGUGGCCACGGCGCCCUCCCGGAUCUAGAGCGGGCUGUCACUGAGCUCACGGUCAUCCAGAGAGACGUGCAAGCCAUCCUGCCCCUGGCCAUGGACACAGAGAUCAUCAACACAGCCAUCCUGACAGGCCGGACAGUGGCCAUCCCUGUCAAGGUCAUUGCCAUUGAAGUGACUGGCCUGGUCCUGGACGUCUCUGCCCUUGUGGAAUGCGAGUCUGACAAUGAGGACAUCAUCAAGGUGUCCAGCAGCUGUGACUAUGUGUUUGUGAGUGGAAAGGAGUCCCGAGGGUCCAUGAACGCCAGGGUCACCUUCCGCUAUGAUGUCCUCCAGGCACCUCUGGAGAUGACGGUCUGGGUGCCCAAGCUGCCUCUGCACAUCGAACUCUCGGACGCCCGCCUCAGCCAAGUGAAGGGCUGGAGGGUACCUAUCCUCCCCGACUGGAGGUCAGCCCGGGAGAAUGAAGAGGAGGAAGAGGAGGAGGAGGAGAGACGGCAGAGCACGAGCCGGGGCUGCACUCUGCAGUACCAGCAUGCCACGCUGCAGGUCUUCACUCAAUUCCACACGACAUCGUCUGAGGGCACAGACCAGGUGGUCACCAUGCUGGGCCCAGACUGGCUGGUGGAGGUCACUGACCUGGUCAGCGAAUUCAUGCGAGUGGGCGACCCUCGAGUGGCACACAUGGUGGACAGCAGCACCCUGGCAGGCCUGGAGCCAGGCACCACUCCCUUCAAGGUGGUGUCUCCAUUGACAGAAGCUGUGCUCGGGGAGACACUGCUGACGGUGACAGAGGAGAAGGUCAGCAUCACACAGCUGCAGGCCCAGGUGGUGGCCAGCCUCGCUCUAUCCCUGCGGCCCAGCCCUGGGAGCAGCCACACCAUUCUGGCCACCACGGCCGCCCAGCAGACUCUCAGCUUCCUUAAACAGGAAGCCCUUCUGAGCCUCUGGCUCUCAUACAGCGAUGGCACCACAGCCCCACUCUCCCUCUACAGCCCCCGGGACUACGGGCUGCUGGUGAGCAGCCUGGACGAGCAUGUGGCCACGGUGACCCAGGACCGCGCCUUCCCUCUGGUGGUGGCCGAGGCCGAGGGUGCAGGGGAGCUGCUCCGCGCCGAACUCACCAUCGCCGAGAGCUGUCAAAAAACCAAGCGCAAGAGCGUGCUGGCCACCACGCCCGUGGGCCUGCGGGUCCACUUUGGGCGGGAUGAGGAGGACCCCACUUAUGACUACCCGGGCCCUAGCCAGCCAGGACCCGGCGGGGGCGAGGAUGAGGCCAGAGGGGCAGGCCCACCGGGCACCGGGGUUUCCCCUGCAGAGGGCCUGGGCCUGGGCACGGCCAGCCCAGCCAUCCUGCCCACGGAAGACUUCCUGCCGCUGCCCACGGGCUUCCUGCAGAUGCCACGGGGGCUGACAGACCUGGAGAUCGGCAUGUACGCGCUGCUGGGCGUCUUCUGCCUCGCCAUCCUCGUCUUCCUCAUCAACUGUAUUGUCUUCGUGCUGCGCUACCGGCACAAGCGCAUCCCGCCCGAGGGCCAGACCAGCAUGGACCACUCGCACCACUGGGUGUUCCUGGGCAACGGGCAGCCGCUGCGGGUGCAAGGGGAGCUCUCGCCGCCCCCCGGCAACCCGCUGGAGACUGUGCCCGCCUGCUGCCACGGCGACCACCACAGCAGCGGCAGCUCGCAGACCAGCGUGCAGAGCCAGGUGCACGGGCGCGGCGACGGCUCCUCGGGCGGCUCGGCCCGGGACCAGGCCGAGGACCCCGCCAGCUCACCCACCUCCAAGCGCAAGCGGGUCAAGUUCACCACCUUCACCACGCUGCCCUCGGAGGAGCUGGCGUAUGACUCGGUGCCCGCCGGCGAGGAGGACGAGGAGGAUGAGGAGGACCUGCGCUGGGGCUGCCCGGACGUGGCCAGCACCACGCGGCCCGCCCCGCCCCCGGACCUGCACAACUACAUGCGCAGAAUCAAAGAGAUUGCGUAGACGCGCCAUCAGGGUGGCUGGGGGGAGCCCCCCACGUGGGGCUGCUCCGAGUGCGAUGGAGUCGGAGCUCUUCGGGUCACGCCUGUGCAGGCCGGUGGAAUCCGGUUUUAUACGGCCGGGCCCUGCAGCUUUGCUCUGUGCCGGGUGGGGCCGCCUCGUGGCUUGUUCCGCCUCACACCGUUGCCCUCUUCUGCCCCCUGCAGGCGGAGGCGCCUUCCUCCAGCAGUUUGCAAGGAUGAAAAGGAAACCUCCAGCCCUUGUUCGGACCCUUUUCCAAACCUCCUCCAUCCUGGGCAAUCCUCCUGCCCCCAGAGUGAGGCGAGGAAGCCAAGCUUGGCGCGAGGCGGACCCACACUGUGCCCCUGCCCCUGCCUCUCAUGUUUCCUGUUCCCCCUGUGCCGGGGAGGGGGGGAACCUGAGGGGGUCUUGUGUCACAGGCUGCACAAAGACUUUUUCAAACCAAUAUUCAGGGAUUUCUGUCCUGCAGGGUUGGGAGGUGGCGGAUGCCUGCCCUGCCAAGGAUCUUACUGUGGACGAAACAUUUGGGGAGGUAGAGGGACAACUGUAACAUCUGUUACAUCCCCAUGCUCCCCACACACACACCCCGGUCCUUCCCAGCACCUGCCGGCUGACUCUAAAGAGGAGUUUAGGGCCAAGCUGGACUCCAUCCUGAGUUCUCAGGACUCACUUCUCUGUCCCAAGGGCUGUAGUCAGGGUCCUAAAGGGAAGGAGGCCUGGGUCCAUCAGGGACCGCGCCACACCCCAGAGCACCAGUGUCUGGACAGAUUCGGAGAGGGUCUGGGUGCCUCCUGCUGACCUCACAGCAAGAUGAACACCAAGCCUUAGCCACCUUUCCACUCUGCUGACCUCUCCUGCCUUCCGCAGGGGGGCAGAGGAGACAGCUGCCCCAUCACCCCACAAAAGAGGAUCUGAUGGGAGGGGAACGAAAGACACCAAGGAGUGCUCUGAGGGACCUUGGGGUGGGCAAGGGCCAAAGGGAGCCCAGGCGUUGCCCCAACUCCCAUCCCACAGCUCAGUUUCUCUCGGGUUCUACACACCACUGUGUUGGAUUUUUCUUAAAUAAAUGGAGGCAACCAGACUGGGGGUGGGGGCAGCAGCUCCCAGAGAACGGACAGUA
Elephantulus edwardii (Cape elephant shrew) is the source of this 4421-nucleotide messenger RNA. It is a transcript of the gene TMEM132E, whose product is annotated as transmembrane protein 132E. NCBI's taxonomy places the organism in Eukaryota, Metazoa, Chordata, Mammalia, Macroscelidea, Macroscelididae. The transcript has 10 exons. Bases 329 to 3283 code for a protein of 984 amino acids. The record is from RefSeq and is a predicted model, not a curated record.